This is a messenger RNA of Moneuplotes crassus, 1434 nucleotides long. NCBI's taxonomy places the organism in Eukaryota, Ciliophora, Spirotrichea, Euplotida, Euplotidae. The record is from the annotation of a GenBank genome assembly.
UAUAAAUUGAUUUUAUUUAUAAAUUAUUAAAUUUGACCAAAAAUGUUCAUGAAGACUCCUAUCGGACUUUCAAACAUAGGAAACACUUGAUUUGCUAAUUCCGUUCUACAAUGAAUGAUGCAUACACCAGAAAUGGUUGAUUUCGUAGGCUCUUCAAACAAGAACCCAGAGCUUACAAAGAAGUCAGAUGAAAAAGAAAUGAAUAGUGAUACCACCAUACUCCCAAAAAGAGCCGCCCGGCUAAGAAGAAUGGCCUCUUUCGUAGGCUUUGAUAAUCCUACCCAGUACUGAUGAGCUUACUGAGGGAUUAAGGAAAUCUUUGAUGAAAUGAAGAACUCCUUUAGAGACUAUAUACUUCCCAUGGGAAUGAAUGAUAUUAUUAAGAAGGUUUUCGGUGAAGAUGUCGAGAUCGGCACACAACAAGAUGCCCAUGAGUUCCUAAUCAUGCUCCUUCAUUCACUUGAGGGUUCCAAAUGUUUGAAUAAAUCUAAGAAGGAUGAUGAAGAUUACUGAUUUGAGAUCCACGAUAAAAAGAAAGAGCUAAAUUCAAUUUUCGAAGGAUCGUUCUCAAGUAAUAUUUCUUGCCAGAAGUGAAGAAAUAACAAUAAGAAUCACCAGAAGUUCCAAGACAUCAACCUUGAAAUAAAAGCAACUUUUGAUGAAUGCAUGAGAUACUACUUCUCCCCAGAGAAGCUAGAGGGUGAGAAUAAGUACGAAUGCGAAAACUGUGAUAAGUACACUAAUGCUGUGAAGUCUAUUGGGCUUAAGGAUGCUCCUCUAAAUUUGAUCAUCAGCUUUAAAAGAUUUGAUAAAUUCGGAGAUAAAAUUAAAUCUGAUUUAAAAUACCCAGCCAAAUUUAAUCUCAACGAUUAUAUUUCUGAGCCGCUCAGUAGGAGAAGAAUUUCCUCAGGAGAUAAACUUUACGAGCUUUAUGCUGUGAUCAACCAUGAAGGUAAAAACUCUCACUGAGGGCACUACACUUCCUUCAUUAAGAGUUUUAAUGGGAAAUGGUACCACUGUGAUGAUUGAAGGGUUUGCAAAAUUCGCAACGAAGCUCCUGUGAAAAAUUCAGCUAAAGCUUAUAUCCUGUUCUACAGACUUAUUGACUCUUGAAGAGAAGCCAUUGGUGCACCAAGGAAGAUCAGCACUGCUUCUACCCAAAUCGCAAAUAUUGAGGAAAAGAAAAACACAAGAAAACGUAAAGCCAGGAAAUCAAAAUUUAACAGAAAAAGACGUAAAAUCAUUGAAAGUGAAGAAUCAAGCCAGAAAUCCGAAUCCCAGAUCAAUGAAUCCCAGGAAGAACAGAUUGAAAUCGUUAGUUGAGCGAUGAGCGAGGUAUCAGACCUGACGAGUACGAGUUCCAAAGACUCUAAACCUUCAGAGGAGGAUACUUACAUAACUAUAAAUUUUAUUGAUAAUAAAGCUGCCCAUUAA